UGCCAAGAGCUCCGCUCUCUUUCGCCGAGCUGUCAGUCCAGCCUGACCCGUUGUGCCAAGGCACCCGAUACCUCUUGCCAUUGUUUGAGAUCGAAAGGAAAUUUCAUUCGAUAUCUUACUGUGUAGCACAGGGGCAUAGCGCCGGAAGGAUACUCUGUUUCAAACGAUAUGUCGUACUCUGGGCCAACACCGUGAGGGCGGCACAGUGAAGCGGGCGGAGGUGAGGUUUUGCAUAAAGAGAUGGGUUGGACGCUGGUGCAGGACAGUAUCUCAUUCUUGAGCCUCACGUUCUCUGUCCCACUUCAGUCUCUCGUUUGCUUGAAGCAACCCACUCUCAUUACCAACUUUCAAUUCGUUUAUAUACUUGUUUACUCCAAGAACCACUUAACCAUUUCUGAAAGGUUUCGACGUAUCCAAAAUCACCUACAAUGAAGUUCACUCUUAUCGCCGCUGUUGCUGCCUUUGUGGCUCCCAUUGCCGCCGGUCCUGCCCAGCAGACUCCUAACGAGUUCUUCAGCUUGACCAAACGUGCUACCCUUCCCGUCCCCAAGUCGAAGGGUUCGGUCACCUACAAGAAGGCCCAGUCUAUCUCGGGUACCUUUGACGGUGGCUACAAGACCUAUGGCCGUGGUGUUAAGUGUACUGGUCAGGUUGAGGGCGGUGACGCUGAUGCGGUCUUCAUCCUUGAGAACGGCGCUACCCUGAAGAACGUUAUCAUUGGUGCUGACCAAAUCGAGGGCGUCCACUGCAAGGGUGCCUGCACCAUUGAGAAUGUCUGGUGGACCAGCGUCUGCGAAGAUGCCCUCUCUCUCAAGGGUGAUGGCAACGCGCUCGUCAAGGGUGGAGGUGCUCAAGGUGCUGAGGAUAAGGUCAUACAGCACAACGGAAAGGGCACUGUCACCAUCGAUGGUUUUACUGUCAUGGACUUCGGGAAGCUCUACCGCGCAUGCGGCAACUGCAAGAACUCCGUUUCCCGCAGCGUUGUUAUCAAGAACGUCAAGGCCUACAACGGCAAGUUGCUCGCAGGCAUCAACCCUAACUUCGGCGGAACUGCCACCAUCUCUUCCACCUGCGCCUCUUCCGUCAAGACCGUCUGCGAGGAGUUCAAGGGAACCACCCCCGGCAAUGAGCCCAAGUCUGUCUCCAAGGGUCCCUCCAACUACUGCAAGUACACCGCAUCGACCAUCAAGUCUUGCUAGAAAGCUGGUGAGACUUUCGCAAGAGCGAUAUGCUUGGUGAAGCUGAUGAGGGCUUGUGUUUGGUGACCAGAAGAUUUUUGGAGGAUUCUUGUUAUGUACCUUUGCACUAGUAGCACAUGCGGCGCAUGUAAUGUAUACUGAAUAUUUACCGACCAC
Messenger RNA from Paraphaeosphaeria sporulosa, 1355 nucleotides. Its product is annotated as pectate lyase. Gene Ontology annotation, molecular function: pectate lyase activity. Lineage: Eukaryota; Fungi; Ascomycota; Dothideomycetes; Pleosporales; Didymosphaeriaceae. The record is from RefSeq and is a predicted model, not a curated record. Gene Ontology annotation, cellular component: extracellular region. Gene Ontology annotation, biological process: pectin catabolic process. The transcript has 3 exons. Bases 429 to 1199 code for a protein of 256 amino acids.